This is a messenger RNA of Amphimedon queenslandica, 1147 nucleotides long. RefSeq names its product tyrosine-protein kinase SRK3-like. Gene Ontology annotation, biological process: protein phosphorylation. Gene Ontology annotation, molecular function: protein kinase activity; ATP binding. NCBI's taxonomy places the organism in Eukaryota, Metazoa, Porifera, Demospongiae, Haplosclerida, Niphatidae. The transcript has 2 exons. The record is from RefSeq and is a predicted model, not a curated record. Bases 100 to 1053 code for a protein of 317 amino acids.
CUACAAGUGCAUCUACUAUCAUACAGUGAGUCGUAAUGAAGCAGAGGAGAGACUGAGUCAAGCAGACACUCAAGCAGAGUUACUAUCCAGCACUAUCGUAUGAACAACGAGUUUAAUAAGUAUUAUACAAGCCAUGAUCUCAAGUUUGACUCACUCAAUGACCUAGUACAUCACUACAUGAUGAAAGCUGAUGGUCUGGCCUCCUCACUAACAGUUCCUAUACCCAAACAAGCAAACACACCCAUUGCAAUGAAUAAAGAGUGGGAAAUUAAAAAGUCAAAAAUUACGUUUUUUAAAUGCAUACAUGUAGGAAAGUUUGGAGAGACAUGGAAGAGUGAUUGUAAAGGUAAAGGGCCAGUUACGAUUAAAACAAACAUAGCAACAAAUAUUACGCAAGAAACAUUUCUUGAUGAGGCCAACAUACUGGGAAAACUUCAUCAUAAGAACAUCAUCAGUCUAUAUGGUGUUUGCACUGAAAGCUAUCCUUUUUAUAUUGUAACAGAACCAAUGAAUGGAAACCUCAAAGGUUACCUAACUACAAAUAACACUACACCAGCAGAGUUGGUAGAUAUCACUAUUCAAGUUACUGAUGGUAUGAAGUAUCUAGGAGAACAAGAUUACAUUCAUUGUGAUCUAAGAGCCAUCAAUAUACUAUUAGGAGAUCAUAACACUCUCAAGAUAGCAAACUUUCAUCUUGCUCAACACCUCAAUAGCAAUAAAUACUGGACUAUUGAGAAAGGAACUAAGCUAGCUAUAAGAUGGACAGCACCUGAAGGAUAUGCUUUAAACCGACUGAGUAUUAAAUCUGAUGUUUGGUCAUUUGGUAUAUUACUAUGGGAACUGGCUACCAAAGGGGAUCUACCAUACCGUGGUAUGACUAAUAAAGAAGCAGUAGAAUUAGUGUCAGAAGGUGAUCAUAUAUUCAUACCCCAGGAUUGUCCUGAACGAUUUGAUCAACUUAUGAUCAACUGUUUGAAAUAUUAUGAUGACAAGAGGCCAAACUUUAAAGAUAUCUUUGAUGUACUUAUCACAUAUGAUACCCACGAUACUUAAUGAUAUAUACAUGUAUAUUGACAUUAAGUCGUUACAGCCUAGGAUAUUAGUCCCCAUCCUAUUUUACCUUUCAUCAUUGAUUCAUUGCUCAAAA